AUUUCCUAGUAUUUCGUAUUUUCGCGGAAGCGAAACAUACCGACUUUACACACAUUGCAACUAGGGUAAACAUAAUUUCAGUAUUUUUUAAACCGGACAGUGAAUUAGCAGUUAUGAUUUGCCACCUUUGUCUCGAAGACAAAUUGUCGGAAGAGUUUCCUUACAAACAUCUUACUAAAGAAUGCAUUGAACAUCCACUGCUACAUUGUCUACGGUGUGUGACAGCUUCGGUGCAAAAUCAUAGUAAAUGUUCACAAUGUGAUGUCCAAGUUACGAAAGACAAUAUGCACUACAAACAAUACAUCCAGGCAUUAGAUGUUCUUUUCCCCACCGUUAGUGCUGAUGAAAACGUCAACACAGCCUUUCAGCCCUUGAACACAACUUGUGAAUCAGAAGCCCAUAUUGUUGUAACCACACUUUCUGGGGAGUGCAUGACUCUUUUAUAUAAACCUCGUCAGACCAUUUUGAGUUUAAAAGGUAUUGUUGAGAAAGAAUUCAAAAUUCCGUGCAACAGGCAAUCCCUGUGUUAUAACGAGAUUGAGUUGAAGCCAAGAGGAAAAAACGGAGAAAUGCUCAAGUUAACAAACUACCAUGUUCAACCGAACAGCACAAUUUAUCUGCUUGUUUUAUUGUAUGCAAUCCCAGAUGAAUUGGAUCAUGUCAUAUUUGAUUUAUUUUGGGGAUAUCCAGCUAGUGGUCCUGAUUACCUUGAUGCUUCUGUGUUACUUUACAGUGGCUCAAAGUUUAUAGAGGUGGUGGACUAUGGUCACACAACAAGUCAGUCAUGUCCAGCAGUCAAGCAUUCUGGUGAUGUAAUGAAUGAUGCCCAGAGACAAGGCCAUCACACCAUAGAUGUGUCCAUCAAAUCAAUACCAUUUCAUGUUAACAAGCUUGUAUUUACUUUGAGUGCAUGGAACUCGCCAAAUAUCUCGAAGUAUCCAAAUCCAAGCCUUCGUUUUUAUGAUGCAAAGUUUCCAAACAAACAGCUUUGUGACGACAAAAUGAAUAAUGCUGCCUAUUCUCAAGCCAUCAUUAUGUGUUGUUUGACCAAUAGAGGAAAUGGAUGGCAAGUUUAUAGUUUAAAAAAUCUCUCUGCUGGUAAUGCUAAAAACUACGAGCCGUUGAAGAGCAAAAUUGCAAACCUAAUUGGAAAAGGGUAUAUAUGAGAUACUUUGUAAAUCAUUGAAGUCCUCUAAAAUAAUUAAAAAACGACAAAUCUGUCAAUUCCAACUAGAACAUACCGUGCGCCUUUGUUUUAAUUUAUUAUAUAUAUAUUAUGCAUUUACCUAAGCCAGGCAACUAACAUCGUAGUUAUGAACACAUGCCUUUAUAUAAAGUAAUAAUGUCGCGAAAAUUGUUGUGAAAAUGUGUUUGUGUGCGCAUAACUUUAUGUGCAUAAAGAUAAGAAACAUUUAGAAAAAUUCGCCGUAUA
Xenia sp. Carnegie-2017 is the source of this 1432-nucleotide messenger RNA. RefSeq lists its product as uncharacterized. The record is from RefSeq and is a predicted model, not a curated record. The transcript has 3 exons. Lineage: Eukaryota; Metazoa; Cnidaria; Anthozoa; Malacalcyonacea; Xeniidae. The coding region runs from base 114 to 1166 and encodes 350 amino acids. Gene Ontology annotation, molecular function: protein binding.